UUAGGACAAAGCCUCAAUAGAAGAAGUGAUGACAUCAGACCUCAUUAAACAAUUCAACAUUGGGAGGAGGGCUCAUAAUUUAUGCUCAAUAGGUUUGUGGAGCAGGAGUUUUUCAGGAAAUGUGAGGCUCUACUUUAUGGGCCUUUCUUCAUACAAAUCAAUACAAGGCUGGUAGAUCAAAAUCCGGAACACUCACACCACAUGCCAUUUGUUUACCCAUUCUCAGGAUGAGAAGCAGCUGCACAAGGGCUAUGUGCACACAAGGGCUAUGUUCUCCCAACUACGUCUUGGGGACUGCCUUCACAGGACAUGUUUUCCUGUGAGGCCUUGCCAUGGAUCCAGGGGGCAACAGUACUGUCUCCCCACAAGUGUACCUCAUUCAGCAACCAAUUCCUCAAGAGCCAGAAGUGACCAUUCUCCAACAGAUGCCACCGACAUUUCCUCAGUCCAGCUGCACAAGCCACUUCAGAGAAAAUUUAAUAGAGCUAAUGAUGAUACAAAAUGCCCAGAUGCAUCAAGUGAUAAUGAGCAACCUGGCUAUGUCAGCAGCAGCAUGCUUUGAAUCCAAUCCAAGCCAGCAGAUACCCCUUAUUCCCUGGCAGACAGAGGAUGAAGAUGAGAUGGACAUGGUAUUCCACCACCAUUAUGCACCCUAUCCAUUCAUCCUUCCAUUCAGAACAUGGAAGCCUCCAUCUCAACCCUCAAUUUUGACACCACAGCAGCCCAUCAUUCGCCAUGUGGGCCCAGAUCAUCAGUCAACAAGGAGACAAGAUGAUGGUCAAGCGGUACCCCCACCCCCACCACCAAGUGCCACUGGAACUGUCACAGCCGAUAUCUUACCAGCUUCAGAAUAUUACGACUACACUGAGCAAUGGAAGUGAAAUUAAAGUUUCAUCUAUUCUUCCUACAAAAAGAUGCUGAUUCCUAGCUGCAAAAGGCCUAAAAAGAUCUUCUGAAUUGCACCGGAGUAUGGCAGGAUAAACUUUGUAUCAUACUGUUUUCCUAAUAGGAUCAAAGCCUAGGAUCAAAGCUAGUAUGUUUAUAUUUGUGCACAUAUUUCAAACAUGUGCACAUAUAAAUUGUACAUUAUGUUCUUGUGGAAAAUGAAAGGACUCUUACGAAUUCCA
Messenger RNA from Crotalus tigris (Tiger rattlesnake), 1127 nucleotides. It is a transcript of the gene PRR29, whose product is annotated as proline rich 29. NCBI's taxonomy places the organism in Eukaryota, Metazoa, Chordata, Lepidosauria, Squamata, Viperidae. The record is from RefSeq and is a predicted model, not a curated record. The transcript has 7 exons. The coding region runs from base 333 to 881 and encodes 182 amino acids.